AUGUCUCUGUCCGGUUCUCCAUCAUCUGCCGCCUCAAUCGAUUCGGACGACUCUGUGCCGGAAGUGAGUGUGAUGACGGAAAAGUGUGCAAUUUGUGGAAAUCGUGCGUUCUGCUACAACUAUGGUGUAAGUUCUUGUGCGUCUCGUGUCCGAUUCCGAUUAAAUCGCUCAGGUCUUGACGUGCAACGCCUGUAAAAUGUUCUUCCGACGUGUGGAAGUCGACAAAAUCACGUACACUUGCAAGUUCUGGAACACUUGUUCGGACGGACUCGACGGCAUUUCAGCGGAGAAACGAUGCAAAGCGUGCCGUUUUCAGCGUUGUCUAAACGCCGGCAUGAGAUAUAUUGCGCCUGGAAAACCUCGUUUAGAGCUCAAAAACCGAAAGGACGACGGUGUGCAUUCAUUGAUUGGCCAACUAUUGUACAACGACUCCAGAAGACGAUACAAAGUGCUUCACUUGUUCACAACCGAAGACCCGACACUGAAAGAGAUGAUCGAGAGGAGCAGGGACUCGCGGAUGGUUGUGAAGACCACCCAACUGAAGACUCUUCCGGACAUUCACGAGUACUCGUUCUUUGGAAUCUACACAAGCAUUGAACACUUUUUGAGCUUGGACUUUAUGUAUUCACUGGACACCGCGGACAAGUUCGUUCUUCUUCAGCACUUUGCGAUGAAGUCGAUGUUGUUGGCGAGUGCAUUGAGGACGAAAUGCGAAGGGCGGGACACGAUUGUGACUCCGAAUGGAGACAACGUUUAUCCCGAUUCUCUCUACGCCAAGUUUUCGCCCGAUUUUCUGCAUCGAAUCCGCAGUUUGCUGGUGAGCAGACUCACCGAACUGAGAAUACGAAACGAGGAGCACGUGCUUCUCAAUGUGAUUCUCUUCUGCAAUCCCGGUCACUUUUCAAAUUUGCCUCACUAGACUCAUAAUAUUCACUUCUUCCAGCUCUGUGCGCUCUCUCGGAAACCGCCCGUUCGAGCGUGGCCGCUCAACAAAAAGUGUACAGUUCGGUGCUGUUGCAGUACUGUCUGUUGACGUACCAACAGAACGGACCGUCCCGUUUCACGGACCUGCUCUCGCUGUACGAUGUGAUCAAUGCGAACUUUGUGGAUGUUCAUCACCUACUCGUGCUGUUCCAGUUCUACAUGCCAGACUUCAAAUUCAAAAAAGUGUUCGCCGACGUGAUGAAGAACUGA
This is a messenger RNA of Caenorhabditis sp. 36 PRJEB53466, 1194 nucleotides long. Lineage: Eukaryota; Metazoa; Nematoda; Chromadorea; Rhabditida; Rhabditidae. The record is from the annotation of a GenBank genome assembly.